AUGUCCCAGGACGCAGUCCUCACCCAGAUCCUCGUGCAGCUCGAGGCCCUCCAGGUCUCCCAGCAGACAACACAGGCCAAGCUCGAUGCGCUCACGAAUACUGCCAGCCCGCUCUCGUCUCCUAGGAGCAACGGCGUGCCCCUUGCCGACAGUCAUGCUGACCCUUCGCUGUCUGGUGUAGUCUCUACUGCGCUAUCUACCUCUUUGACCGGAGCGCCGGCUCCCCCUUUACCCAGCGCGAACGGACAUGCCUCGGAGAAAGACAAAGGAAUAAGCGACAAGGAUAGGGAGAGGGUGCUCUACCCCGGCAGGGUCCUGCUCACCACCUACCCUGACCAGUCCGGAAUCAAGCCAUACCCGCUCGUUUGGGGCGCAGCUGACCCCUCUGUGCGUGGGCCGGUAAUCUGCUCGCGCCUGCCUUCGAGCAUCAAGCAGCGCAACGCGAUCGGUGCGCACUCGGGCUCGUACUCGAUCUACCGUGCGCUCGCGAUCGCGAUGGGCACGCUUGAUCCCUCGCACAAGCCCGAUUACUCCAAGACGGAACCAGCAGUGCCCAUCCCGCCGCAGCCCGCGUGGUCCGACCCGACCAAGAUCGUCUCGUUCGACCCGUGGGGGCACGUCGUGCCGCAUGUGUUCCGGCAUGAGAUUGAAGACCUCGGCUUGGACGUGCGCCCGAGCAUCGCCGUGACUAAGGGCCAUCUGAAACUGAGUGAAAUCGACGAGGUGGCGCGCAAAGGCGGCCUGAAGGUGGAUGGAAAGAUCCUGCUAAAGAGCAGUCCGCUGCUCAAUCCCGACGGUACGGAGAGCACUGCUGACCCUGGUGUGGAGAUUGCCAUCAACAAGGCGGCAGUGGAGCCUGUCUGGUAUCUGCCUGGUGUGGCAGCGCGGUUCGGCAUCUCCGAGAGUCUGCUGCGUCGGGCGCUUUUUGAGGACACUGGAGGAAUGUACCCUGAGCUCAUUACUCGCCCGGACAUCAAAGUUUUCCUCCCUCCCAUUGGUAACCUGACAGCGUAUAUUUUCGGAAACCCUGCCUAUCUCUCCGAUGAGACGAAGGAGCUGACUGUGCGUGUGCACGAUGAAUGUAAUGGCUCCGACGUCUUCGGCUCCGACAUCUGUACCUGCAAGCCCUACUUGACGUAUGCAAUUGAGGAGUGCGUCCGUGGCGCUCAGCGCGGCGGCGUAGGCCUUGUCGUGUACUUCCGCAAGGAGGGCCGUGCUCUUGGUGAAGUCACCAAAUAUUUGGUGUACAACCUGCGCAAGCGUGGCGGCGAUUCCGCCGACAAAUACUUCAAAGCGACGGAGCUCGUUGCUGGCGUGAAGGACAUGCGCUUCCAGGCGCUGAUGCCCGACGUUCUGCAUUGGCUCGGGAUCAAGAAGAUCGACAAUAUGGUCUCGAUGAGCGACAUGAAAUACAACGCUAUCGUGCAGUCCGGUAUCCCAAUCCUCAAGCGGUAUGAUAUUCCAGAGUAUCUCCUUCCGCCCGACGCACGCGUCGAGAUCGACGCCAAGAUCGCGUCCGGGUACUUCACGAGCGGAAAGCCGAUCACGGAGGCGGACCUCGUUAAGACCAUUGGGAGGACUUGGGAGGAGACGGAACAUUGA
Laetiporus sulphureus 93-53 is the source of this 1602-nucleotide messenger RNA. RefSeq lists its product as uncharacterized. NCBI's taxonomy places the organism in Eukaryota, Fungi, Basidiomycota, Agaricomycetes, Polyporales, Laetiporaceae. The transcript has 9 exons. Gene Ontology annotation, biological process: riboflavin biosynthetic process. The record is from RefSeq and is a predicted model, not a curated record. Gene Ontology annotation, molecular function: GTP cyclohydrolase II activity. The coding region runs from base 1 to 1602 and encodes 533 amino acids.